Molecule: messenger RNA, 3377 nt
Organism: Hibiscus syriacus
Lineage: Eukaryota; Viridiplantae; Streptophyta; Magnoliopsida; Malvales; Malvaceae
Product: 2-oxoglutarate dehydrogenase, mitochondrial-like
Exons: 9
Coding region: 93-3164 (1023 amino acids)
Biological process (GO): tricarboxylic acid cycle
Cellular component (GO): mitochondrion; oxoglutarate dehydrogenase complex
Molecular function (GO): oxoglutarate dehydrogenase (succinyl-transferring) activity; thiamine pyrophosphate binding
Source: RefSeq, a predicted model, not a curated record
GAAAGAGCAAAGAAUAAAAAGUAAGAUUUUGGGUCUAAGGUCAAAUUUAACUUCACUUGUAGGGUUUUGAUUUUCUCUCCUAUUUUCCAGAUAUGGGGUGGCUUAGAGCUGGGUCAAGUGUGGCAAAGCUUGCUAUUAGGAGGACUUUGUCUCAGGGUGGAUCUUAUGCUGCAAGAUCACGCUUUGUUCCUUCACAGAGUCGAUAUUUUCAUACCACCGUCUUUAAAUCAAAGGCACAGACUGCACCUGUUCCUCGUCCUGUUCCACUUUCUAAGCUAACUGAUAGUUUCUUAGAUGGAACCAGUAGUGUAUACUUGGAAGAGCUUCAGAGGGCCUGGGAAGCAGACCCAGAUAGCGUUGAUGAGUCAUGGGACAAUUUCUUCAGGAAUUUUGUUGGUCAGGCUGCCACAUCACCUGGAAUUUCAGGCCAGACCAUUCAGGAGAGUAUGCGACUAUUAUUGUUAGUGAGGGCUUAUCAGGUUAAUGGUCACAUGAGAGCAAAGUUGGAUCCCUUGGGUUUAGAGGAAAGAGAAAUCCCCGAUGAUUUGGAUCCAGCUCUUUAUGGUUUUACUGAAGCUGAUCUUGACAGAGAAUUCUUUUUAGGUGUAUGGAGGAUGGCUGGAUUUUUAUCAGAAAACCGGCCAGUGCAGACGCUUAGGUCAAUUUUGACUCGGCUCGAACAGGCUUACUGUGGAAGCAUUGGGUUUGAGUACAUGCACAUUGCUGACCGUGAGAAGUGCAACUGGUUGAGGGACAAGAUUGAAACUCCAACACCAAUGCAGUACAAUCGCCAGCGGCGUGAUGUCAUUCUUGAUAGGCUUAUAUGGAGUACACAGUUUGAAAAUUUCUUGGCUACUAAGUGGACAACAGCCAAGAGGUUUGGGCUAGAAGGGGGUGAAACCUUAAUUCCUGGAAUGAAAGAAAUGUUUGACAGGGCUGCAGACCUAGGGGUUGAAAGCAUAGUUAUUGGAAUGCCUCACAGAGGAAGAUUGAAUGUCCUAGGUAAUGUUGUCCGAAAGCCACUUCGUCAAAUAUUUAGCGAGUUCAGUGGUGGUACUAGGCCUGUAGAUGAAGUUGGGCUUUACACGGGAACUGGUGAUGUCAAAUAUCACUUGGGAACUUCCUAUGAUCGACCAACAAGAGGUGGAAAGAGAAUUCAUUUGUCUUUGGUUGCCAAUCCCAGUCACUUGGAGGCUGUGGAUCCAGUUGUUGUUGGAAAAACUAGAGCAAAGCAGUAUUACUCCAAUGAUCUGAAUAGGACCAAGAACAUGGCUAUUUUGAUCCAUGGAGAUGGCAGCUUUGCUGGACAGGGUGUAGUCUAUGAAACUCUUCAUCUUAGUGCACUUCCAAACUACACUACCGGUGGGACUAUACAUAUUGUAGUCAACAACCAAGUGGCAUUUACAACUGAUCCUAGGGCAGGCAGAUCCUCACAGUAUUGCACUGAUGUUGCCAAAGCAUUGAACGCUCCCAUUUUCCACGUAAAUGGAGAUGACGUUGAGGCGGUUGUUCAUGUAUGUGAACUAGCUGCCGAGUGGCGCCAAACCUUCCAUUCAGAUGUGGUAGUUGAUUUGGUCUGCUACCGUAGAUUUGGGCAUAAUGAGAUUGAUGAACCAUCGUUUACACAGCCAAAGAUGUAUAAGAUCAUUCGCAAUCACCCCUCAGCACUUCAGAUCUACCAAAACAAGUUGUUAGAGUCUGGGCAGGUAACACAGGAUGACAUUGGUAAUAUAAGUCAGAAGGUCAGUUCCAUUCUUAAUGAAGAAUUUUUAGCUAGCAAAGAUUAUGUUCCCAAAAAAAGAGAUUGGCUUUCUGCUUACUGGACGGGAUUCAAGUCACCUGAACAAGUUUCACGUGUUCGAAACACUGGGGUUAAACCUGAGAUAUUGAAGAAUGUUGGCAAAACAAUCACAACCCUUCCUGAUACUUUUAAGCCUCAUAGAGCGGUAAAGAAGGUUUACGAACAACGUUCACAAAUGAUUGAGACGGGGGAUGGCCUUGACUGGGCUAUGGGUGAAGCACUUGCAUUUGCUACGUUGCUGGUGGAAGGUAACCAUGUUAGGUUGAGUGGUCAGGAUGUUGAAAGGGGUACAUUCAGUCAUCGGCACUCUGUGAUUCAUGAUCAGGAAACAGGGGAGCAGUAUUGCCCUCUAGACCAUGUUAUCAUCAACCAGAAUGAGGAGAUGUUUACUGUCAGCAAUAGUUCUCUUUCUGAGUUUGGUGUGCUUGGAUUCGAGUUGGGUUACUCAAUGGAAAAUCCAAAUUCAUUGGUUAUGUGGGAAGCUCAGUUUGGUGACUUUGCUAAUGGUGCUCAAGUGAUAUUUGAUCAGUUUAUAAGUAGCGGGGAGGCGAAGUGGCUGCGUCAAACUGGUCUCGUUGUGCUGCUUCCCCAUGGUUAUGAUGGACAAGGUCCCGAACAUUCAAGUGCACGACUAGAGCGUUAUCUUCAGAUGAGUGAUGAUAAUCCUUUUGUGAUUCCUGAGAUGGAUCCAACACUUCGUAAACAAAUUCAGGAGUGCAACUGGCAAGUGGUUAAUGUUACAACACCUGCUAAUUACUUCCAUGUUUUGCGACGUCAGAUACACAGGGAAUUCCGUAAGCCUCUCAUUGUGAUGUCCCCCAAAAACUUACUUCGUCACAAGGACUGCAAAUCAAACCUUUCUGAAUUUGAUGACGUCCAAGGCCACCCUGGUUUUGAUAAACAAGGAACACGAUUUAAGCGUCUUAUUAAGGAUCAGAAUAUGCACUCUGACCUUGAGAAGGGCAUCAGACGCUUGGUACUUUGUUCCGGAAAGGUUUACUAUGAGCUUGAUGAUGAGCGAAAGAAAAACAAUGCUAGCGAUGUUGCUAUCUGUCGAGUGGAACAGCUUUGCCCGUUCCCUUAUGACCUAAUCCAGCGAGAGCUUAAGCGAUAUCCAAAUGCGGAGAUUGUUUGGUGUCAAGAAGAACCGAUGAACAUGGGUGCAUACAGCUACAUCUCACCUCGCCUUGCCACUUCAAUGGCCUCUUUGGAUAGAGGAGUCUUUGAGGAUAUCAGAUAUGUCGGUCGUGCUCCAUCUGCUUCCACUGCUACUGGCUUCUAUUCUGUGCAUGUGAAAGAACAAACCGAGCUCGUUCAAAAGGCCAUUCAACCCGAACCAAUCAAGGCCAAUAUCACUAUCUGAAGCUUUGCUCAAAAUCAUACAUGAAAAACUAUAGCAUUGAAGCAAUUCUGUCAAAUAAGAUCUGGUGCAGAUCUUGAAAACUCUUUAUCAGGGUUUGUUAUUUUGAUGGUCUGUCAUUUUUCCGCUAUUACUUCUCUUCCAAGGCACCACUACACGAAGGUGAACAGGUUAUUAAUUUUUUUUUAAUUUGAUGCAAAAUUUCCUUUUGUAAUA